CACUAAUCCAAAUAGGUCAGAGUUGAAAAGUUCGUUUUGGCGCCCGAGUGUGAAACUGUUUCCGGAAUGGACUGCAGAUAAAAGUGAAAACAGAUAUUUCCAUCACUCCAUCCAACUUGUGGUAGCAUGUGGUAAAACAACUUUGCUAGCAAACACCAAAUAUCAUGGAAGGGGCUGUGCAACCACCACCAGUUAGUGUGCAACCCAUGGAAGAAGCUGUGCAACCACCGCCAGAUACUGUGCAACCUCAGUUGCCACCCAAAGAUAAAGAAACAUCAUCAAGAGAUGACGAUACAGCCUCAUAUGUGCUUCCCGUCAACAGAACUGACCCAGCCAUGGCAAUUCUUACUCACCCUCCAGCAGACACUCCAGAACUGGACAGCACUUCUCGGGAAGACAAUGCAGCAAUUUCCACAAGUGAAACUGCUGACGUGCAACUCGUGUCAAAGGUAGAAGACCCCCAAGUAACUCCAACAGUAAGUGUGGAGAACGCUGACCAAAUCACUGUCCCCACAUCAGACAAUCAGUCGACCACAGAAAGUUCUGAGAAGACAUCAGAGGCAAGUGAUAUUCCUCCAUCUGUGCCAGAAAACGUUCCCCACAAUCCCACCCUUCCUCCUGCAAGCGAUGGUUCCAGUAUUGGUGAUGUCACAUCAAAUCAGAAUGAAGGCGACGAUUUCCAAAAUGACGACAACAGAAAGCAGCAGAAGAAAACUGGAAAAAAGGGCAGAAAAAAGAAGAACGUUACUCCCACAGGGGCUGGGAGGGGCGGGGGAAAUCAUCAGUCACUUCAAGAAGCAAUGAAGAAAGGAAGGAAGGCAAGAAAGGCUGAAGCAGAAUUUGACCUCCCAGACUUGAGUGGACUCAGCCUGGAGGAGAGGGUCGUACCAACAGGGACGGGGGUGGUGUUCGAUGAGAGAAUGGCUGAUUAUCACUGUCUGUGGGAGGACCUGAGUGACUGUAAGGCUGAACGGCCAACAAGGUUCACUGAGACGCUGAAAUUACUGCGACAGAGAGGCUUGGUGGACAGAUGUGUGGCCAUCCCCUCCCGCCCUGCCACUAGAGACGAGAUCCUGAGUAUCCACUCCGAAGAUCUCCUGGGGAAGCUGGAGAGCAGUGUUACUAUGGAAAUGGACCAGCUAAGGCAGCUCUCAGAGACUUUUGAAGAUGUAGCCAUACACCCCAAGUCUUUUGACUCUGCCCUUCUGUCCUCUGGCUGUGCCCUUCAACUUAUGGACCAAGUUCUCACCGGGAAAGUACGCAACGGAAUGGCCGUUGUACGUCCGCCCGGUCAUCACGCUGACCGCGACGCAUCCUGCGGCUACUGCCUCUUCAACACCGUCGCUAUCGCUGCCAAACAAGCGUUGACCAAGUACGGCUUGGACAGGGUCCUGAUUGUUGACUGGGAUGUCCACUUCGGGAACGGAACCCAGGACCUUUUCUACGACGAUCCGCGGGUUCUCUUCUUCUCUAUACACAGAUACGAGCACACAGAGUACUGGCCACACAUGGAGAGGGCCAACUACAACUUUGUUGGGAGGGGGGCAGGUAAAGGCUACAACGUGAACGUGCCAUGGAACAAGACGGGGCUGGGAGAUCCAGACUACAUCGCUGCAUUUCAGCAGGUUCUAAUGCCCAUGGCGUAUGAAUUUGCGCCCCAGCUCGUGCUGGUUUCCGCUGGGUUUGACUCAGCGGCAGGAGACCGUAUGGGAGACAUGGUCCUUAUGCCCAUGACGUAUGAGUUCGACCCUCAGUUGGUUCUGGUAUCGGCUGGUUUUGACUCAGCUGCCGGUGAUCCAAAAGGAGAAAUGAACACCACCCCGGCUGCUUAUGCACACCUCCUACACAUGCUGAAAGGUCUUGCUGAGGGCAAAGUUUGUGCCAUCAUGGAGGGAGGGUACAACAUACAGACGUUGUCGGAGUGUGUAGCCAUGUGUGUGGAAACUCUGUUGGGAGACCCCUGUCCGCCCCUCCCCCCACUUCACCCUGACCCCAGCUCCAUGGAGACAUUACUGAAUGUCCUCGGGGUUCACCGUAAAAGUUGGAAAUGCUUCCAGUACCAGGUUUCAAAAGAUACUUUGACCAGUGAGGAAGGCCAGCUUCCACAAACAUCUGAAGACGUGGCCCACUGGAGAUCUGUUGAAAGGGGCACCUGUGCAUCAGGACGUGAGGUGGGUCUGGUGUAUGAUGAGGCUAUGACAAACCAUGUAAACAUCUGGUUCCCUGGCCACCCUGAACAGCCAUACAGGAUACGCAGGAUCAUGCAGGCACUGGACAGGCACAGGCUACAGGACAGGUGUGUUAAGUUGGAGUCCAGACUGGCUACAGAAGAAGAGCUGUUGUACCUGCACACGUCUGAACACCUGCAGCUGAUGCAGGAGACAGCUGAGAUGACACCACGACAGUUGAACCGAACACAGGCAGACUUCAACUCCAUCUUUCUGUGUAACGAGACAUACAAGUGUGCCUGUCUAGCGGCAGGGUGUUCCAUGAACGCCGUGGAGUCCGUGGUCACCGGGAGUGUACGCAGUGCCGUCGCUGUGGUCCGACCCCCGGGUCAUCACGCCGAGGUGGACAAACCGUGCGGCUUCUGCAUCUUCAACAGCGCGGCGCUGGCAGCACGCUACGCACAGAGGAGGCUGGGGGUGGGCAGGGUCCUGAUACUGGACUGGGAUAUCCACCAUGGUAACGGCACACAACACAUGUUUGAGGAGGACCCAACAGUGCUCUACAUUUCUAUACACAGGUUUGACAAUGGAACAUUUUUCCCUGGGAGUCCUGAUGCAGACUGUACAGUGGUGGGGAGCGGCCCGGGGGAGGGGUUCACUGUCAACGUGCCCUGGAGCAGGGGGGGCAUGGGGGACCCUGAGUACAUGGCUGCUUUUCAACAGGUUGUGAUGCCAAUAGCGUACGAAUAUUCUCCCGAGCUGGUGAUCGUAUCAGCGGGAUUUGACGCGGCGAGGGGGGACCCCCUGGGACACUGUGACGUCACCCCCUCCGGCUACGCACACAUGACCCACAUGCUGAGCAGCCUGGCAGGGGGGCGGGUCGUACUACUGCUGGAGGGGGGGUACAACCUGUCCUCCAUCUCCGAGUCUAUGUCGGAAUGUACCAAAAUCUUCCUGGGGGACCCUUGUCCUCCAUUUGAGUACUCCCCUCCAUGUGAAGAGGCAGUGAAGUCAAUUUUGAGCACCCUCCAUGUUCACCAGAAGUACUGGAGAAGUCUGGCAUUCCAAGUUGAUGUAGGGACCAACGACAGUGGCAGUGAUGAUAGUAGUAACAACUCUGGUACUGCUGGCACAGAGAUAGAACCUAACAGACCAGAAUCAACAGACCUUGAUCUUAAGAUGGAACAGCUCAGUAUUUCUGGGGAAGGAAAGGACAAUCAGAAUACGGCUGAGGUGAUCGAAGAGAAGAGACCAGAAGAGACGGAGGGUGAUACAGCAGCGCCUCCUAUCCAUGAUCAUCUACAACUGCAGCCCUCAGACAACAUUGCUGGUCAAGAUCAACUAGCAUCACAUUCACCUCCAGAGUAAGAGAAUCAUCUAC
Messenger RNA from Branchiostoma belcheri (Belcher's lancelet), 3549 nucleotides. Its product is annotated as histone deacetylase 6-like. Bases 165 to 3536 code for a protein of 1123 amino acids. Gene Ontology annotation, biological process: chromatin organization. The transcript has 17 exons. Lineage: Eukaryota; Metazoa; Chordata; Leptocardii; Amphioxiformes; Branchiostomatidae. Gene Ontology annotation, cellular component: histone deacetylase complex. The record is from RefSeq and is a predicted model, not a curated record. Gene Ontology annotation, molecular function: histone deacetylase activity.